Perkinsus marinus ATCC 50983 is the source of this 722-nucleotide messenger RNA. RefSeq lists its product as hypothetical. The annotation marks the transcript as partial. NCBI's taxonomy places the organism in Eukaryota, Perkinsozoa, Perkinsida, Perkinsidae. The transcript is spliced from 6 exons. The record is from RefSeq and is a predicted model, not a curated record.
GACGAAACGACCGUUACCGACCCAAGCGCAGCCUUCCUCGCACUGGACAUCAUCACGGAUGAGCAGUUGCUCAGCAUAGUCCUACCUUUACUGCACUCUAGACAAGAGCUACGAGACGUCGUGAUAGCUGAGCUUGGGGGCGAGGUCGAGCCGAGCAUCCCCUUGGUUAGUGUUGAAGCCAUUGGAAGCAUCCCUGAGGUCGACAUGCGGCGGUGUCUAUUACUAGAGUUCUCUGGGCCGGCCACAUCACCGAUGCCGCCUACGAGAAAGCGGCCGUCGCUAAGCCGGUCGGCGAGGGCGGCUAGGAAGGCCCGAAGGCGAGAAGGCUCCCACGACACACUGUUGAGGCUCAUGAGGGGCGAGGAGGUCCUGGACUCUACCUAUCCUGCUGUGUUUCAAGUCGAAGAAGCUUGCCCUAUAGGGGAGCCUCGAACGACCAUCCAGCUCACGUCGGACGCUUCCACCUCCCGUCUGGACUCCACCCCGUCUGAUCUCAAGUGUUUCGAUCCAUUCGAGAACCCUAGCGGGCCUGGGCUCGAUGGACAUAAUGCCCCGUUCGACUUGUUCCCCAACGAGUUAUGACGAUCAUCCCACGGCUGAGACACUGAGUGUAAUAUGAUGGAGGCUCAUAACGAUGCAUAAUUGGUGUAAGCUUCCUGGCUGCUCGAACGUUCCCAUGCGGGUGAUGCACGUUGGUGAAGUUUCCAUUGACACAUUUGUGA